Molecule: messenger RNA, 5349 nt
Organism: Patiria miniata (bat star)
Lineage: Eukaryota; Metazoa; Echinodermata; Asteroidea; Valvatida; Asterinidae
Product: nuclear receptor coactivator 4-like
Exons: 8
Coding region: 115-2511 (798 amino acids)
Biological process (GO): intracellular iron ion homeostasis; response to hormone
Molecular function (GO): transcription coactivator activity
Source: RefSeq, a predicted model, not a curated record
CCAGCAUUUAAUUCCGACGCGCCGGUCGAUCCACCGUAUACCGUACGUACCGCCGGCCACCGUACGUGUACCCACAGCGAAACUCUGCUGUAAAGACGGUCUUGCUGAGCUGCAAUGGCUGAAGGUUGUGAAGAUGUCCUGGUAGAGGUGCAGCGUAAGGUGGUGUGCAUCCAAGAUGCUAUAGCCAGCAUCUCAGACAAGCAGCAGCAGCUUAACAACGGCGCCCUCGGGGCCAAGAGUGACAUCCAUGCUGCCCUAUCACGCCAGCUGGAAGCUCUGCGUAACCGUGAAGUCUGGCUCCUAGACCAAGUGGAUGUGAUUCUACGCAUUCAGGAUCAACUCUUACAACAGCACCUGGUUAGUCUGAUGCAGGAGCUGGGCAGUCUGCAGCGUCUCCUAGAGUUAGCUCAGCGACAGGACAACGACGGAGAAUCACUGAAUGAAGAACUGGCACUUGCCUUGUCAAGACUGGACCUACUGAAUCUACAACCACUGGAGGACACCUCUCUCAGCUUCAAGGCAGACAUGGCCAGUCUGAGAAGGGCUAUCCAUGACUUCGGAGAGAUUGAUGCAAAGCGCCCACGCUGGACCCAUGACUUGGAUGUGGGCAUGGUGAAAAGGGAACAUGAGUUCUCAACCUACCAGUUGUCCUACGACCCUGCUGAUUGGCUUGCAAAGAACACCCCCUCUGUUUCCACCAAUUAUGAUGAUGAAGAUGAUUUUGAGAUGCUUGAUGAUGAUGAUGACCAGUCAGAGACCGACAUUGAUGUUAUCUCCGACGCACCAGAGAACACCCAACACGAGGCAUGGCCUUCCACUGGACCCCAGCCAAAGUUUGAUUUCGUUCAUGAGAUCCUGAACUCACCACUCAGUGAUUGGCUGUUUGAUAGAGACCAUGUCCAGCGCCAAUUCAAAAUGGAUAUGAGCUAUUACAAGGAAGUGUCUCAAGACAUCAAAUCCUGGCUGACUGAUUAUGAGCAGAAGAUGGAAGAAGAGGAGGCCCAGGGCUACUCAGAGGAGGAUGUUUUGUCUUAUAACAAGCCAGCAUGUGCUUGUGUUGCUUCAGAGCAAGAGCCACAGUUUUACGAGAUUGAGAAUCUUGCUUCACUGCUGUGUUGUCAAGAGGCUUCCCCAUCCAACCCUUCCCCGAAGACAACAGCAUUCAACACCCAGACAUGGCUAGCAAGUUCCCAGGAGGACUCGCAGGAGAAGGGCAAGUGGUUGAAGAGACCCCUGCCUAAGGUAGAAGAGGUUUGUCGAGCCAACGAGCCUUGUCAAGAUUUCUCUGAGUGUGUGUGUGACACCAAUUGCUGUCUUGAUUACACUGAUCAGUCAUCUUGGUUGUCACAGGGAGGAAGUUCUAAGAACCGGGGGGAACCUGUUGGGGUAUCUUGGCUGUCUCAUCAGGAGCAGUCUGAUUGGUUGGCUAAGGGUAAUGAGACCGUGGCGUCCAAUAAUAUGCCCUCUCCCUUUGACAACUUCCUGAACCAGCAAUCAAAGAAUACAGCUGAUUGGUUGGCCCAGGGCAAAGAAACCUCCAGAGUGUCCAAUGAAAUGCCAUCUCCCAUUGACAACUUCCUAAAGCAGCAAUCUCAGAAGAUACGUGAUUGGCUGAUUGGUGGGGUGAAGGAGGUGGGUCCCUGCUCAAUGGCCAGUGGUUAUUUUGAGCACCUUUCAAACGAGCCAUCUGAUUGGCUGGUGCAAAAUAGGCCUUGUCUGACAACCAGUCAGGCGUCUCCUUUGGAUGCCUAUUUGAGGCAGAGAUCAGAGAGACUCUGUGAUUGGUUGAAACCCCGCGAUGACCCUCCUCAAGAUCCAGUUUUCAGUUCCCAAAUCUAUGCAAAGGCAACAUCUAAUACGUCUGACUGGCUGUCCCCUGAAAACUCUGAUCACGGCAACACUGUUCAGUCCGUACCUGCUUUCGACAUUUUUGUUGAAUCCCAAUCACACCAGACCACGGAUUGGCUGUCCAAAAAGAAAGAGACAAGCACACACUUGGUAGCCAAUCAGCAUUGUCCUUUGACUGCCUAUUUUGCCCAAAGAUCAGAGAAGACAUCUGAUUGGUUGAUCAAGGCUGAUGAGAAAAACAAGCAGUGUCAGCUUGCUGAAAAUAACCAGUGGCUGUCUGUCCACAUCCAAGACAAUAAAUCCCAUGACACAUCUCCUUCCCCACUGAUGGAGCUUGCUCAAAGACCAAGCAAUUUCUAUAAGUACUCAGACUGGCUGCAAAAGAGUGAUCAAACGUACUCAGAAAGCAAAGACGGCUCCAAAUCAGUGUCCGACAUUUCAGAAAAGUGGGGGUUUGUUUCAAUGAGCCACGAUAACAAAGAGUGUGUGGAAGAAGUGUCAGAGUGGCUCACUCACUGCUCACUCAGUGCAACUGAGGUUGAGAGCCAUACCAAAGAGAAUGCCAAGUUGUUGAGUUCCUCCUCCCCAGGGGAGAAGGACCCCGCCUCUUUGUUCCCCUGCUUUACUGAAAAGACGGAUGUUGAGAAAUGGCUUGUGGCUUGAGGUCAAAGGUCAAAUGCCAUGCAGACGAAAGUCUAGGAUUUGUGAUUAUUUUUUUGUGUUUUUGUUUAUCAAUGGGGUGCUAAACGUUACAGAUCAUUUACAUUGUAAUCUGUAUGAGUUGAACAAUUACAACUUUAUUAUCCCAAAUACCUUUGCUGACUGAUCUCAACCCCACCCCACCCCAACCCCACUCCAGCCUACACCCAGUCCUACACCCAUCCCCUCCCUAGCCCUACACCCAGUCCAACACCCAUCCCCUCCCUAUCCCUACACCCAACGCUAUGCCCCACCCUUGUUACCCUACCUCCACCCAUUCCCUAAUUCAGUCUUCUGUCCUUAGUGCCGUAGAUGAUAGUCUGUUUACCAUCCGGCCAGUAAAAUUUUAAUGUUCCAUUUUUUGAAGUUUUGUUGAAAAGUGGUAUAUUCCUGAUAUCAUCAGACUUGGGUUUAAUGUAUCUUGUAUGUUGGUGUGUGAUUAUUUCAAAUUUCACAUUUUUGCAGGGAUGUGUUUUUAACAUUGUAAUUAUGUAAACAACUUAAUAGAUGUAAUGCAGUUACAAUGUAUACAAACACUGGAACAGAAAUGCUGGUACAGCAAACAUAAAGCUUGGGUUCCAACUGUGUUUUAUGUGAGCAAUAAAUGGGACCGGCACUUGAAUUAACAAGAGUCGAUCGACUAAAUUUGCAAAAAAGAUAUAGGGAUUUUCCAGAUAAUACAUUAAAAGGGACAAUCUAAAAGCAUAAUUGUCACUUUCAAUUGCAAUUGCUUUUACUUUUUCUUCUCAUCAAGCCUUUGGCAAGCCAUCAAUAUGAAUUUACAUAUAAAAACAAUCUUAUAGAGUAUUCAUAUUGGGCUCUUGUUUGUGUGUGCCAAAAUGCAGAUCCAAACAAUCCAAUCAGAAAUUGAUGUUCAGUUGAAGUGUUCAGCUUUCAGGUUUUAUACUUGUCGCAUCUCCCUGUAGCGGUGAAGAUAUUUUGGAUUGUUCAAAGUUUAAUUUUCAUUUCAAAGAUUUAAUUUUGUCAUUUAAUUUACACGUAUUAACAAAAAAUAGAAAGUUGCAGUUUUAACCUGUAAAAGUCUUUCUAUAAUUUGUCCUUGCAUCCCUUAAUGUUUUCUUGUAUUCAUCUGUGCGAAACCUUGAUCAAGAUUCACCAAUGUGUGCUUACUCUCAUCUCUACAAUGUAGAUAUAAUCAGUCUACUCAUUGAGUACAUGUAUUUAGUGGCCUAACUAGAGAGGGGGGGGGGGGGGCUCGGGAGGGCCACUCCCCCCUAAUGUGUGCCCCCUGCUCGCGCAUUUUAUUUUUGCAGCAUACAUCGUAUUUUAACAAAUCACAUCACGCGCCCUAACAUGAAUGUUUAUCACGCUGUGUGGAUGGAAGACACUUAUGUUCUCUUAGAGUGUUUUUCCUUCAGUUAAACUUAUCCCAACCAACAAAAUUAUUUGAUGAAAAUGGACAUGGUUCGAACCACAGAUCUUGCGAUCCAUAGAUCAUUCCACUAUCCACUAGGUCACUGUGGCAGCUCGACGAAAGCCGUUCUUUGAAAUGAUUUAAUUUACAUGCAUGGCUGAGUGAUAGCAAUGGUGUGACAUCAUUGUUAUUUUCUUAUAAAUAAACAUCGAACUAGCUGAAUUAUCAUAAUCCAUUGAUGAUGUGUGCUGCAGAUAAAAACACUGCCCGCUGCUAAUAAUUCGAGGAUGGCAAAAACGAGCUUUUUAUUGUUGAAACCCAUUAAUUGCCACCCUUGAGACCCCAGUAACGCCACUGGGUGUAAUUCAAUAUUAUAUUUGUUUGAAAGCCUUUAUCAAAUGUUUUUAAGAAAUCAUACCCAUACUGCUUGCUGAAUAGAAAUCUUUAAUAGCUUGCUAGAGUCUUUUCCCCUUGUCUGAGCCUUCCGAAGAUUGCUUCAUUCCAGAAUUAAGCUUUACUUUUUGUUGUAAUUAGUUUUGCAGUUCAUUGUCGAGGGAUAUAGUCAAGAGUUUGACUAGAUUUCUUUAUGUGUAUUAAGUAUGGAUAAACAGUAACGGAGACAACGGGAUGAUGACUGAACAUUUGGUUAAUCUGAAUGUGUAUACUUCCUCCCGUUUUCGAAGUUUUGAUUUUAUUAAAGAAACAAAAUUGCUUCUAUAUGAAUUAUGGCUGAAUUUUCCCAUAGCAUUAACAAGGUAAUUUGCUUUGUUCCCUGUGUACACUACGUUGGAUUUAAUAUAUGUAACUGUAGAAUUGGGUAUCGUACAUGGGAAAAAUUAAAAGAAAAUUACAGAUAUCAUAAAAAGUACUUAGCUAUCUAUCUAACUUAACUGCUGUACGUUGCUGUUUCAACCUGAAUAUUUCAAUUUCCUUUUAAGGCAUAUUAUGUAAUUAUUAAAUAGGGAUUGAUUAUUCACACACGAAGUCUAGAAUGUUGAUUUACUAAAUUAAUAAUUGUAACAGUUAAAGUGUGGUAUAUUACAAUGGGAAUUACCAAAACUGAAAUUCCACUGUCCAUUCGUGAUAACGAAUUUAUCUUCAAGCAAACUUGACGCGCAGUAAAGUUGGACCAUCGCUUUACACGAACCUUUCAGCGGUUAAGCGCAUGCAGCUGGAAUGUCGCUCGCAUCUUGGAAUAGUACAAUACACAGGGUGCGAUAUGGACCGUGCAAUACAGCCUCACAUCACACUGUUGUUGCCAUGGAUCGACCAUUCAGGAUCGAGGAUUCAAGCUUGCUUGAAGAUAAUACACGGUGUACUGUACAUAUGCUAUCUUUGAAACAUUUGUAGCGUUAAUGAUAUGUAUUUUCCCAAAAAUGAAACAUGUUCAUUGAUUGGUUGUAACAUUAAAAUUAAGUCGAUAUAAA